CGUGUUUGUUUUGGUUUUGAUUGGGUUCGUUUAACAAGCUCGUUUAACGGAAUGUUUAAGGAUCUCAGCUUUAUUAAAACAAAGUUAUAAAAAAAUUUGUAUUCUUAUAAUUAUGAUCAAAAACAAUCAUUUUGCGACAGUCAUUUUAAAUCAAUAAUAAUGAAAAAUGGCUGAAAAAAAGUUUCGCAUUAAUACCGAAUGUCUAUAUAGGCUCAAGCUAUGCUUAAUACGAGUUUUUAGAUCUCCUAACUCUUGGUUUCUUUUUAUUCUAUUGUUAGCUUUAUGUUUGGGUCAACAGCUUGUAUACUAUCAAGUUGGUCUCCUAUCUAGUAAGUUUAUGGAAGUACUUGGGUACAUAAGAAUAAGUACAUACAAGUUUAAAGUUCUUUUGUUCGAAACUUUUUUACUUAUUUUGACUGUAUCCUUAUUUAAUUGUGCAACAAAUUUAGUUUCUUCGUAUUUAUACUUGAAUUGGAGAGAUUUUUUGACAAAGGAUGUCCAUAAGAGCUACCUUAAUCAAGAAACAUUUUACAGAAUUAAUUUUGAAGGUUUUGUAGACAAUAUUGAUCAACGUAUCACUCAAGAUGUAGAUAAAUUUUGUUUGCAAUUAAGCAGCAUUUCUGCUAAAUUAGUUAUUUCUCCAUUCACAAUUAUAUACUAUUCUGUUAAAUGCUAUGAAGUUUCUGGUUACACUGGUUUAUUAGCAAUUUAUGGCUACUUUAUUAUUGGCAGUUUAUUAAAUAAGUUUAUUAUGUCAUCAAUAGUUAAUUUGAUUUUUCAGCAAGAGAAAUUGGAAGGUGAUUUUAGAUAUAAGCAUACAGAAUUACGUUCUUUCUUUGAAUCAAUUGCUCUGAUGAAAUCAGUUGAUAAGGAAAGAAAAAAUGUGAAUGUUUAUUUUCAUAAAUUAAUUUCAACACAAACAAGCAUUGCAAAUGUUCGUAUUCUUCUUGAUUUUUCAACCAAUAUUUUUGAUUAUUUAGGGGCAGUCCUUAGUUACAUUAUAAUAUCUUUUGCUAUACUAACUGGUAAAUAUGACUCCUUAAAGCCUUUUGAACUUAGUUCUCUUAUAGCCAAAAAUGCUUUUAUUUCUAUGUACCUUAUUAACUGCUUUAGUACUUUAAUUGAUUUAUCUUCAAAUGCUGCUGAAAUAUUUGGAUAUGCGCAUCGCAUUGGUCAAUUGAUUGAGCAGUUAAAUACAUAUAAAUGUACUAGUAUCUCAGAUCUAUCAUUACAACCUCUUGAUAAUGCUGAUAUCUUAUACGAACUUCAAGGUGUAACUUUUUCAGCACCUAAUUCAUCAAAAACAUUGGUAUCAAAUUUAAGUAUUGUUAUAAAUAAAAACGAAAAUAUAUUAAUUAUGGGAAAUACCGGAGUAGGAAAAAGUUCUCUUUUGCGUGUUAUUUCUGGUUUAUGGGAGCUAACUGAUGGGAGAAUUGUAUCUUACUUAUGUGAAAGUGAUGUUCUAUUUUUGCCACAAAAGCCAUUUUUAACAAAUGGAUCCAUACUUGAUCUGGUUAUUUAUCCACAUAGUAAUAUAAAAAUGUCUUCCACAUCUAAGGUUAUAGAUAGAGUCUAUGAUGCUCUUAAAAAAGUAGGUUUGUUAGAAAUUGUAGACCGCUUAGGAAACAUACACGUAGAAUCUUCAAAUCGAUGGUGUGACAUUAUUUCACCUGGAGAAGUUCAAAGGUUGAAUUUUGCAAGAUUGUUUUAUCAUAAACCUAAGUUAGCAGUUGUAGAUGAGAUUUCAGGUGCUUUAAGUAUCCACGAGGAGGAGAAUUUAUAUAGAUACUGUCAACAACUUGGUAUAACACUUUUAAGUGUUGGACAUAAUGCAAGUCUUAAACAGUUUCAUCAUAAAUGUCUUACAUUAAAGGGAAAUGGGGAGUGGGAGCUUUCUCAAAUUGAGUUUUGUUAGAAUUUAUUGUGAUAUGUUUUUACUUUUUAUAUUUUAUACAAAUAACAUAAUUUUAAAUAAAAUUUAUAAGUUAUGUUUAUGAAAAAUGUUUUAUAU
This is a messenger RNA of Hydra vulgaris (swiftwater hydra), 2011 nucleotides long. Its product is annotated as lysosomal cobalamin transporter ABCD4. Lineage: Eukaryota; Metazoa; Cnidaria; Hydrozoa; Anthoathecata; Hydridae. Gene Ontology annotation, molecular function: ATP binding; long-chain fatty acid transmembrane transporter activity; ATP hydrolysis activity. Gene Ontology annotation, cellular component: peroxisomal membrane. The record is from RefSeq and is a predicted model, not a curated record. Gene Ontology annotation, biological process: long-chain fatty acid import into peroxisome; peroxisome organization; very long-chain fatty acid catabolic process.